AUGCGCUGGUCCUCACUUCUUCUGCCCUUCUCCCUCCUGGGUGCAGGCGUGCUGGCCGCGAAGUCCGACCCAACCAACACAUUCCCAGAAUUUCACCAGAAGGCCCUCUCUAGCACCCCCAUUAAGCUAGACGAUGCCUCCUACAAGAAGGUCACUGGCCUGCCUCGCGACUAUACGGUUGCUGUCCUGUUGACAGCCCUGGACAGCCGUUAUGCUUGCCAGAUGUGCCGGGACUUCGACCCGGAGUGGAAACUGUUGAGCAAGUCUUGGAUCAAGGGUGAUAAGGCCGGACAGUCCAAGACUCUCUUCACUGUCCUGGACUUUAAUGAUGGUCGUGAUACCUUCAUGUCUCUCGGUCUGCAAACUGCCCCUGUCCUCUUGCUCUUCCAACCCUCGACUGGCGAGUUCGCCGUUGCCAACACCGACCCUGUGCGAUUUGAUUUCACCUCUGGUGCGCCCUCCGCGGAGUCGGUCAGAAACUGGAUCGCUCGCCAUCUGCCAGGCCGCCCCGUCCCCGAAGUUAACAGGCCCACGAACUGGUUCGCUAUAAUGCUCGCGCUCGUGACCGUGGCUGGCGUAGGCACAACCAUCGUGACGCUCUGGCCAUACAUCGGCCCCAUCAUCCAGCACCGGAGACUUUGGCAAUUUAUUUCCCUCAUGGUCAUCCUGGGAUGCACAUGCGGCACCAUGUUCAAUGUCAUCCGAAAUGUUCCCUACGCUGGCCACGAUGGCAAAGGCCAUGUCUCGUUCUUUGCCGGUGGUUUCCAGAGCCAGUUCCAGCUGGAGUCGCAGAUCAUCGGUGCUCUUUACGGAGCUCUCGCCUUCUGCGCAAUUGGUCUCGCCGACAAGGCUCCCCGUAUUGGCGGCAUCAAGACCCAGCAGACCAUGGUCAUCGUGUACGCCGGCGUCAUGCUCGUUCUCUACAGCUUCCUUCUCAGCAUUUUCCGCGUGAAGAACGGCGGCUACCCCUUUUCCCUUCCUCCCUUCUUAUAA
Messenger RNA from Diaporthe amygdali, 993 nucleotides. Its product is annotated as dolichyl-diphosphooligosaccharide-protein glycotransferase. Gene Ontology annotation, cellular component: oligosaccharyltransferase complex. Lineage: Eukaryota; Fungi; Ascomycota; Sordariomycetes; Diaporthales; Diaporthaceae. The transcript is spliced from 4 exons. Bases 1 to 993 code for a protein of 330 amino acids. The record is from RefSeq and is a predicted model, not a curated record.